AUGUAUCUUCCUACGGUCCUUAGACCUCUGUCAACGUCUUCCUUGCUCGUUCUUGCUCUUUCUCUCAUUUCGGUCGUGGACGCCCAAGGCGGACCUCCCGGCGGUGGCCCUCCCGGCGGCGGUGGCCCUCCCGGCGGUGGUGGCCCUCCUGGCGGUGGCAGUGGUGGCGGUCCUCCUGGCGGUGGGUCUGGGGGUGGUGGCCCUCCUGGCAGCAGCGUUGUCGGCGGUGGUUCGCCUGGCGGUAGCUCUGGGGGUGGCAGUACCGGCGGUGGUAUCCGCUCACAUUCUUGCCCGAAACCUCACUUGCUCACUCCCAAAGCCGAUCCUAUAGUCGUGACAAACCCAACUUGCCCUCAAGAUGAUGGUAACUUGUUCACUACUCCCGAUGGCGCCCACUGGACCUUACAAUGCUGUGCCCAUGGUGAAGGAGGCACAAAAAUUGGUGCCGACUCUGUUGAGGCAGACUUUGAAGCAUGUUCAGCGAAAUGUGCCUCAACUCCUGGAUGCAAGAGCUUUGUAUUUUCUGCCGUGGCACAGAGUAAGGGCCACGCACUCGGAAAUUGCCAGAUCUUUGAUGCUGGUGGCUUCUCUACCAAAGAAUGCGGAGAUGACACCCACGACUACGCGUUUAUUUCUCCGGCGCCCGCACAAGAGUCACCCGAGUUCCUAACAAUCGCAUGCUCGACCGAAUGCCCCUUCGCGAAUGGACAGCAAUAUACAGCUUCUAAAGGAGAAGUUUUUCAUAUGGACUGUGAAAAGCGUCAUGGAACAAAGGUGCUUUACAUGGAUGAUCAGGACACCUUCAAAGACUGCAUGGAUGCUUGUUCCGCCAUGACUGCCUGCCACAGUGUCGACUAUCAUACCAACACUCCGGCUCCGUCACCACUGACCCCUGGUGCUUGUCCCCCUGACGACGGAGGAGAGCGUGUGGUUGAUGGAAUUACGUACAAAGUCAGAUGCAAGAAGGCCAUCACAACUGGCAAAUUUUCGACAAAGCCAAGCAUGACCGAGGAAUCUUGUGUGAAGGCUUGCUCUGCAGACAUUACUUGCCAAGGAGCAAACUUCAAUACUGAUAACAAAAAUUGCGAACUGCACACCAAAUGGGUAGACCAGCCGCUUUUUACCGGGGACACGACAUACUGGAUUGCAUAUCUCGCUAAGAGCCAGCGUUAA
Molecule: messenger RNA, 1173 nt
Organism: Penicillium argentinense
Lineage: Eukaryota; Fungi; Ascomycota; Eurotiomycetes; Eurotiales; Aspergillaceae
Exons: 5
Coding region: 1-1173 (390 amino acids)
Source: RefSeq, a predicted model, not a curated record